AUGUGUGUCCCUGUGUUCCUGUGUCCCACUGUGUGUUCCUGUGUUCCUGUGUCCCACUGUGUGUUCCUGUGUUCCUGUGUCCCUACAUCCCACUGUGUGUUCCUGUGUCCUAAUGUGUCCCACUGUGUGUCCCUGUGUUCCUGUGUCCUUGUGUCCUACUGUGUGUCCCUGUGUUCCUGUGUCCUGUUGUGUUCCUGUGUCCCACUGUGUCCCUGUGUUCCUGUGUCCUUGUGUCCUACUGUGUGUCCCUGUGUUCCUGUGUCCUGUUGUGUGUUCCUGUGUCCCCACUGUGUGUUCCUGUGUUCCUGUGUCCCACUGUGUGUUCCUGUGUUCCUGUGUCCCUACAUCCCACUGUGUGUUCCUGUGUCCCUAAUGUGUCCCACUGUGUCCCUGUGUUCCUGUGUCCUUGUGUCCUACUGUGUCCCUGUGUUCCUGUGUCCUGUUGUGUGUUCCUGUGUCCCUACUGUGUGUUUCUAUGUGUGUGUGUCCCACUGUGUCCCUGUUCCUGUGUCUUGUGUCCCUACUGUGUGUCCCUGUGUCCUGUGUCCCUACUGUGUGUCCUGUGUCCCUAUGGUGUCCCUGAGUUCCUAG
Messenger RNA from Homarus americanus (American lobster), 591 nucleotides. Its product is annotated as keratin-associated protein 5-1-like. Lineage: Eukaryota; Metazoa; Arthropoda; Malacostraca; Decapoda; Nephropidae. The coding region runs from base 1 to 591 and encodes 196 amino acids. The transcript has a single exon. The record is from RefSeq and is a predicted model, not a curated record.